ACGCCCUUGGUCGGGGGGGCCGAUAUGUCUGUUGUUUCUGAAGCACAGACCAUUUUUCACCGAUAAGAACAGCUUGUUGGCCGUUUGUGAGUCAAUCUGUAAAAACCCGAUACGACAAGGGAAGGGAAUUUGUUUUUCCACUAGAAGUUUUCGUAACCUUCACGCAAAUGCAUCGCCAACGACGCUAAAGUGUUCUACGAGUGUAUUGCAACAAGCAUCGGUACCCUCGUCGUGAUUUAAUAUGCACCAGCGACAGAUGGAAGAAACGUGUGCAGCAUACGGUAUGGCGGACGGUAGCAAAUAAUCAAACGAGUGCAAUGGAACCAUGAGACGUCGUGAAUCGUCGUUUUACGGUGCAGGGCGUGCAGCGGGGAACGACUCGAAACGACCAGUCCAACAUCUUUCCCCAGGAGAGGAAAAGAAAAUCCCAUUUUUUGCAUACCACGGCGCGGAAGGGUGCGUAACAUAUUUUGCAAAACAGCAGCAACAACCGUAGUCGCUCAGGCGGUUCCUUACCUUUGGCCGGCAUGCGGAUACAGUACUGGAUCGGCGUGAUAGCGGCUGUCCUGUGUGCCGUGUCUGUGUAUUCCCCGCUCUUCCUCUACCUGGUGCUGUUCGUCCUGUACUCGCUGGUUCUGAUAGCAGUCGCGGUGUUCGGUACCAUUUAUGUGCACUAUAAACUGACUAACCGUGAGUCGGUGCCCUACCCGGAUCAUCAUGGCCAAAGCUUGCAGUCGGAGGUGCUCUACAACGCAACCAGGUCACAACUUUUCACCGAUAGUCCUUCGGGAUCUCCUAAGGGAACGGCGGGUGGGGCUGGAGGCCGUCACGCAGGCAGUCCCAGUGGUGGCGCCGGUAGCGGUGGCACAAACGGUAACAAUGGGGGAGGAGGACAGCUACCAAUAGUGUUUGGACGCACGGUUGACGGGCUACUGCAGCAGAUCAUCGACAACACGAUGCGCGAUGUUGUUGGGCCGGCACUGGAGACGGUCGUGGCCAACCCACGACGCAUUAUUGAGCUGCUGCGCGAGGAUAUCUGGCUCGGGAUUGAGAAGCUCCACGAGCGGGCCGGCCGCAUCGAUGCACCGAAGCUGAUCGCGUGCGACUUUGUGCUAAAGGCGACACAGCACUUGCAGAAAAUUCGCCAGUACGGUGGCGGCAAAGAGGAGGAGCACGGGCGGGACGGAGACGGUGGCGUCCUGACCGCCUCCUACCUGGCCACGACCGAGAAGGAGCUCGAGUUCCUGAAGAAGAUCUGCGAGAUACUGAUCAUUUUCCUGCUGCCGCGCGGCUACUCCCUGUCGCCGGUGAAGGAUCUGCUGAGCGAGGUGGUGUCGUACCGGGUGCUGCAUCCGGCGAUUCGCUACCUGACGUCGCCGGACUUCAUCAACCAGCAGAUCGUCGAGUGCAUUGAGACGAAGCUGGUGGCCGUCGCGAUACAGAAGCGCAGCCACGAGUACGCGGCCAACUUCGAGGACUUCCUGCGCAUCAUCGACAUGACGCAGACGGCCGACGAGCUGCACUCGAUACGGGCGAGCAUUGUGAGCGAUAUCCUGCAGGCGACGACGAUGCAAAACAUGCAGCGGAUGCGUGGUGCCCUCGGCGAUGGUGGUGACGAUGCGAGUGACCAGCAGCAUCAUCCGCAGCACCAUGCAGCCGGCGGUGAGCUUACGGCCGCACUGAAGCUGAAAAAGUACAUCCAGCAGCUGUCGUUUGCCAAGAGCCAGUGCGAGAAGUGUCUGACGAAGCUCGGCUGGGAGGGUAGCGUCAGCAACGACGUCGACCUGUCGAUCCUGGACAUCCUGUCGACCGUGGCGGGCCGCCGCCAGCUGACGGCGUUCCUCGAGCCGAUGAAUGCCGGUGCGCUGGUCGGUUACUACACGACCGUCGAGGAGCUGAAGCGUGCACCGCGCUCCGCUUGGCACCAGCUGGGGGCCGAAAUUUUCUACACCUACAUUCGGGCUCCGAACUCGGAGAUUCCGCUGGACAAGGCGACCCGUAAGCGCAUGGAAGCGUUCAUGGUGGGCGAUGCCGGGGGGCUGGACGUGUUUUACGAGGUGCAGCGCGAUUGUUUGGCACUGCUGGAGGAUAAGUACUACCAGCCGUUCCUGCUGAGCGACGAGUACGCCCGUCUAAAGAGUUCGCUGACGCAGGCGGAGUUCAAAGAAAUGAUCAUCACGUUCGGUGGUGAGGGUGGUGCGGCGACUGGCAGUCAGGACAGCCAGGACAGCCAGGAGAGCGCCUCGAGCAGCUCGUCGACUGUCCCACCACCCUCCGCUACGGUUCCGGCUCCGUCACCGAACGGAAGCGGCGAGUACAGCUACAGCGCCACCGAUCCCGCCCUGGCCGACCUCAGCAAUCACUCGCAGUACGCACGCAACAAGCUCGAUCAGCUGGAUGAGAAGCUCGCGAACAAGCAGCAAGCGCUCGAGGCACUGAAGCAAUCGCUCAAACCCGACUCCAAGCUGCUGCUGAUGCUCGAGCGAGAGAUCGAGUGGCUGCGGGGCGAACGCCGCCAGCUGGAGUCGCACCUGUUGCGCACGGAGGUGUGGAGCGAGUACUUGGGCCGAUGGCGCGCGAUCGUCGAGAGUGUCGACUUUUCGGACGACCGCGAACCGCCCCAGUUCAUGAUCGUCGUGCAGGUGGACGAAAUGAACGACUACGGUGGUGGGGGCAGCGGCGUCGGCAGCGGCAGUGGCGGCGGCGGGGAUGCGGUAUCGGGGCUCGACGAUACGCUCGGCGUGGCGACGGCGCUCGAGGAGACCGAUAGCAUCUCGACCGGGUGGGUCGUGGUGCGAUCGCUCUCCCAGUUCCACACGCUUCAUCGAAGCCUGCGGCCAUUGUGCGCCGAGCUGCGCCAGCUCGAUCUACCCUCAAACAACGCGUUCAAGCUGUUCCUGCUCAAGAAUGACCGGGCGCUGCUCGAGAAGGCCAAAGCGCAGGUGCAGCGCUACCUCAGCUUCAUCCUCGAGGACGAUCAUCUCAACCAGAGCGAACCGGUGUACGAGUUCCUCAGUCCCAGCUCGGACCGCAUGAAGCAGGGUGGUGGUGGUGGAACGCUAGCCGGUGGCACCGGCGGUGGUAAUCCGUCACCAUCGAAGAAGAGCUCCAAGUUUUCGCUCGCCACCAUCUUCCGCGGCAACAGCGACAAGCUGGAGCAGUUCUGGUCGGGCGGGUCGCCAAUGCGGUCGCCGAUGCACGGCGAAUUCACGCCGGACGAUGCCGACCAGGUGUCGCUGUACCUCGGUGGUGGCGGAAGUCAGUUCGCCGGCACCUCCAGCAGCAGCUCCUUUUUGCCUUCUACGACACCCGGGGGCGGCACCGUGGACAUCACCGCCGUGGAGCCCCGGGACUCGAUCGCCGAACCACUCUACACGCUGCUGGGCGAAAUCUUCGACCUCGGCGGAGUGUUCCGCUGGCUGCGCAAGAGUCUCAUCUCGUUCGUGCAGAUCACCUACGGGCAGACGAUCAACCGGCAGCUGCGCGAGUCGAUCGCGGCCCUGUUCGAGGAGCCGAUGCUGCACACGUACGCCAGCUCCGUACUGCGCACCUUCUGGCCCGGUGGCGGUACGCUGCAGGUCAGUGGCGCCACCGUCCGGUUGCCGUCGGCCACCGAGCGCACCGACGACGAGCGCGAGAUGACGAUGGACGCGGCCCGUACGCUGCUGCAGGACAACAUACCGGAUCUGCUGUGCAGCCUGAUCGGGGCGCAGAACGCACGCCAGGGUGCCAUGAAGCUGUUCGAGGCGUUCCAGAAUCCCCUCUACAACAAGCAGCUGUUCUACGACCUGCUCGAGUCGCUCAUGCUCGAGCUGUUUCCCGAGAUACGGCAGCUGAAACCCCCGGCCACCGCAACCCAGCCGCGCGAGUACCACCAUCAACCGACACCGCACUCGUUUUCGCCUUCCUCACCACCGACCCCCUCGACGCCGGCUACUGGCUUUGGUGGAUCUCCAGCGUUUGCCACGGGAACACCGACGAGAGGCAUAUCAUAAUCGGGAACCGCGCGAGGGUACCUCCAAUCAUCCCGCCGAAAUGGCUUCUUACUUACAACGCUAGUCCUAUGUUACUCCAUAAUGGUCGCAACCAGAUGCUUUUUAUGUGGUGGUAUUACUUUUAAUCGUUAGCAGAAUAUUGCUAUCUUUGCUAUUUACUUUUCGAUAACUUUUAUUACGAUUAUUACAGCUAAUUAUCUACCUUUGGUGAUGGUGAUGGGCUUGCCAAAAACGAAGACGAUUGAAUUUCCACCGGAGAAUAAUGAAUUUGAUACGGAUUUAGAUACACGAGGCUACAAAAGUAACGUUCAACACAAGAUGUGAUGUGAGAUGUGAGGUAUUUUAUUUUAGUUUAUUUUGUUAGUUGCAUUCGUUUUUAUUAUUCGAUUUAGUUGAUACAUUUUAAUGCGAAACAAAUCACGUUUCGUAACGUAAAUUCGCAUUUUGAAUUCUUAGCUAGCAAUCAAGGCAUAGUCCUUUAUGCCACCAACCAUUAACUGAACGGCGUAUAGUGGGCCUAGAAUUCACUAGCCGUAACAUUCUAGCAGCAUGGACUGUCUCAAUAAAUUUGCAGUAUUGUACAGAAAAAGCAACACACGAGCAGAUUAGCAAGUGGUUAUUAGGUGUCUGUUUAAAAGUGCGUGGUGCUGUGCGCUUCGGUAACUGUGGCUAUAGUAGUUUUAGACCCUGUCGGCUGGCGACAUUCCUACCGUGCACAAAAAAUAGUAUUGUGGAGCACAGCAAUUACCGGUAUAAGUUAAUCUAGUUCUUUUCGGCUCUCUUAAAAACAAAACUAUUGAAUUUCAUUCGCUACUUUUAAUUUCGUAUUUUAAUCUUAUUAUUAAUCUUUCUUGUUUUAAGAUUUAAAGGUGUUAAUAACCGACUUUUUGUGAUCGGCGAAUGGCGUGUUCGCACCGUAGCGCCCGUAUUUGUGCGUGAGUUCUAUCUUCUAUGAUUAAUUUUCUAUUUCACGCUGGACUGCCUACGAAACUACUGUAUUUAUCUGGAAUUUAAUGGUUGAAUGGGUGAAUUAAUGUGCAAAGAAUAUCAAGGAAUAAUACCAAAUAAAGGAU
Anopheles coustani is the source of this 5068-nucleotide messenger RNA. Its product is annotated as sorting nexin-25-like. The transcript has 3 exons. Gene Ontology annotation, molecular function: phosphatidylinositol binding. Gene Ontology annotation, cellular component: intracellular membrane-bounded organelle. The coding region runs from base 528 to 3995 and encodes 1155 amino acids. The record is from RefSeq and is a predicted model, not a curated record. NCBI's taxonomy places the organism in Eukaryota, Metazoa, Arthropoda, Insecta, Diptera, Culicidae.